GUACUAUAAGCACAUUUUCCCGGCUCCCUUCCACUGCUCAAAGCACGAAAAUCAUUUAGGAUGUUUCAAUCGGUAGCGAGGUACACCAAUGAUGCAGGUAUUUCGCACCUCUCCAACACGGCUCCCCAAGGCCGAGUUCUUCAGCGCGUGUAGCGAAAGCUCAGACCUGGACCUCCAAUUUACUGAUCUUCCAUGUUGUCGACCUGUACAGCUGGCAUUGAGAAGGCCUUGAAACUCGUCCAGUCCUUUUCUCAAGUCGCCGAAGUCAUUGUUGCCUCGACACCCAAAGAAGUCGCGCAGUGGGCGACUGCCAAAGACCAAGCAAAUAUCGCCCGCCGUUUCUUCCGAUUGUUCAAAUGGAUCGACUGCUGGACGACGUCUUACAAUCUAUUCCAAGCAUACACAGGACCCAAGCAAAUUGCCAGAGAUGAUAAAGGGAGGACCAUAGAACAAACGCGAAGGGAAGCCGACGGUGAUUCCGUCAGAGUUUUACUCACGAUCGCAAAGCUCUCGCUCCUGGGCAUUUUCUUGUUCAUGGAGAUGUUCUGCAUUGCCGACGCAAUGCACAUCACGCACAACAGCUGGGCGCCGACAUUGCAGAUCGAGUCGCUCAAAUUCUGGUUCUGGUCUCUCGCCGCAUCUGCCUUGCUGGGCCUUUACGAGUUGUUCUUACUCGAUUUCGGCCCGGCGGCGACGGCGCAGACCCCGAUGAGCGAGAAGACCCAGCAGGUCAAAGUCACUGUCAAGGCCGACGGCAAGAAGGAAAGAUCCACAUUGGUCGAAACAACAAAGACCGUACCUCAGGGUCCGAGUCGAGCCAGCAGGCGACAGGCUAUACUCAAGGGCAUUGUGGCAGAUGUAUGCGACAUGCUCAUCCCCGGUGACAUUGUUGGUUGGAUGCCGCUUGGCCCAGUGCCAGUCGGUAUUGCCGGCUCGAUCAGCGCUGUGCUCGGCGGAUCGGAUAUUUGGGCACGCGUCAAUCCUUGACCACUUCCAUGAAAAGACAAGUGCAAAGGAAGGGACUUGGGGCAGGACAAGGAAUCGCAUGCCAAACCCCCGAACACCUUGCACCUGAUGGUCGACGCGGGCCCUAAAUCGACCUAAUGCCUAACGAGAGCAGCAUGGGCGUGCUGUGUGGCCCCCUUGGAGAAUAUGCAAUGCAGCUGUCCAGGGUAAUAGGCAUCGGUAGGGCAGCGGCGCCGUUGUGUAUGCACACUAUCUCAGGGCGCAGCCAGUCGCAUGCUGGUGGUGCCAGGGCACGCUGCCUCUUCCACCGGCGCGAAAACCCCCUCCUCCAGUUAGGCUCUGAUGGGUUCUAAGUUACCUACGACCUGACCUGACCCCUGGCACCGCGAGUCCCACGCUGGGUACGCACGUCAUACAUACUUCCCCCAUUGCCGACCAAGAAGAAUUGUCAAGGUCCUGAUCCCUGCCACAUGUCUGGAUACGCGUGCAGACAGUCGUUUGCUGUGCUCUACUCUAGCCUUAGGCUCCGGCCUCGCAAGAAAGACCUCCGAGUAGGCACAAGAUAGCAUCCCUGUGCCGAGUACUGGCUAUGCUUUGCGGUGUAGCCCUGAAUCCAACUUCAUCAGGGUUUGGGAGCAGAUCACGAGAAGCACAGGCGCAGUCGCAAGCACGAGACCCCCGAAGCAAGGGCUAAUUUAGCCGCCGUUUUCAGAAUUGCAUCAUGCAAG
Molecule: messenger RNA, 1694 nt
Organism: Exophiala xenobiotica
Lineage: Eukaryota; Fungi; Ascomycota; Eurotiomycetes; Chaetothyriales; Herpotrichiellaceae
Exons: 3
Coding region: 193-987 (264 amino acids)
Biological process (GO): regulation of peroxisome size; peroxisome fission
Cellular component (GO): peroxisomal membrane
Source: RefSeq, a predicted model, not a curated record